Colletotrichum lupini is the source of this 1038-nucleotide messenger RNA. RefSeq lists its product as uncharacterized. The coding region runs from base 1 to 1038 and encodes 345 amino acids. The record is from RefSeq and is a predicted model, not a curated record. The transcript is spliced from 8 exons. NCBI's taxonomy places the organism in Eukaryota, Fungi, Ascomycota, Sordariomycetes, Glomerellales, Glomerellaceae.
AUGGCUCAGAGUCUGCACAAGCCACUGCGUUGGAACCUCACGAUACCGGUAAUCAACAGCCCAGAGAGCUGCUACCAGCAUGUCUCGCGAGUCUGCAACCCAACACGAUCGAGAUCGAGAUCUGACUUUUCUCCUUCCCCUGAUUCACAUCCCUUCUCAAGUAUUCGCGAACAGGUACCAUUACGAGAUAUCGCAGGGAGAAAUUUUGAGCUUCAAAGUCGAGAGAACUUUUCGGACGAUGCCCCGAUGCGAGAAAGCACCACGCUAUAUCGAAGCGAACUCGAAAAUUUGCACUUUGAUCCGGCGUUGGUGGUUCGCAAUUCGAAGCCAUCAAGGAAAGCGGAAAAGUCGCUCACUCCUCUUCGGCCUCCCUUGCAGCAUGUCUCUAACCAUAUCCUCAUAUCUCCGACCCGCACACAAUCCUUCGGAACCACGGAGCAUAGCAACAUCCCUGGCCUGGGCGAUCGUCCCCUGUCGAUCGUCCAGCUGCUCAGGCCCCUAUCGGAUUGCCAGGUCGAGAAAAUCAAGAAGUCCCCAUCUUGCAUGGGAAACCUCUUUUCCAGGGUUACCACUUACCACGCAAAAGACAUACUGCCUUCGUUGACGCUUGAUUUUGCCCGACCGUUUGCUUCCCGACCAGACCAUUUAUCGUCUUCAGGCGGCAUGACGUCUUCAAUACAAAUCGCUGAAACUCCCGCUGCGGUCAAGGCUUUCUUUCCCCCCGCCAUCCGAUCGAUCGAGCCAUACAUCAGCCGGUUUGUCACACUGUGGCUGUUGUUGCUCUGGAACGCCGCAUGCCUACUGCCCGUCGCAAACGGCAGUACCAAAACAAAUGGCCCGCAUAUUAAGAUUGUCACCAAACAAAUAGAAUCAGGGGAACGCGGUUUCCGUCAUCCACGGCUGUGGCUAUCAACGUCUUCAAAAGUUAUCUCCACCAAGAGGCAGAUCGAGAUCGCAUAUGAGGCUGAGGAUGAGCAACAUCGAGACGAAGACUACCAAGCUCACCAGCUUGUCAGCCAACAGAAGGAACCAUUAUAG